Lytechinus pictus (painted urchin) is the source of this 6022-nucleotide messenger RNA. RefSeq lists its product as uncharacterized. The coding region runs from base 118 to 2184 and encodes 688 amino acids. Gene Ontology annotation, biological process: peptidyl-tyrosine dephosphorylation. Gene Ontology annotation, molecular function: non-membrane spanning protein tyrosine phosphatase activity. NCBI's taxonomy places the organism in Eukaryota, Metazoa, Echinodermata, Echinoidea, Temnopleuroida, Toxopneustidae. The record is from RefSeq and is a predicted model, not a curated record. Gene Ontology annotation, cellular component: cytoplasm; nucleus. The transcript has 11 exons.
UUUUACAGUGCUGGCUGUGGAAGAACAGGAACAAUAUGCGUCAUAGACUACGUCAGGAAUGCUCUUCAAUUAGAGAAAAUAGACCAGAAUUUCAGCCUUUAUGACAUCAUUGUGGAGAUGAGGAAACAAAGACAUGCCAUCGUCCAAACAAGGAAUCAAUACGAGCUGGUGCACAGAGCAGUGGUUGACAUGUUCCAGGCGCAUCUUGGUAUUAAACCGGAUGAUUUUGGUCACAACUAUGAAAAUGUUCAACUCAAGCAUGAACGUUUUGACCAUGCCGAACAGCCAAGAAUGCCACCCAGGGUACCCGGACAGACAGGAGGAGCAGAGAAGAGAGACUCAGCGAGCCAUAAUUACGUCAACAUUAAUGUCUCAUCUACAGGGGCAGUAGAGUCUCCAGAGAUACCAAUGCCCAGAUUACCAUCUGGACCAACCAAAUCCUCUAAAGGCUCGGACAGCCCAGAUGGUACCAUCUAUGCCAACUGUGAUGUUCGUGCUGGAUCAGGAGACUUGGGCAAGCAAACACAAGAUGCUUCACAACCUAGUAGCAGCAAACAAACAUCACAGCCAAAGUCUCGACCUAGUCCUGAUGAUCGCUACAAAAACAACUUCAAGGCAACACUCUCUGCCUUUAAGGACUUUGAGUUGGACGUUGGACCACCUCAAACGUCCCCACCAUCACCGACUCCCCCAUCAUCACAAAGCAAACCCAAACCCACACAGGCAGUCAAGCUUGCUGCUCAGGGUAAACCACAGAUAGCUGGGAAACCCAAGACCAAACCUAGCCCACCUGUCAAACCAAGCUCAGUGGAUGUCAAUACAAAGCCAGGGUCUGAGAAACUAGGGAAUGGCGACUUUGUGAAAACAGUUGCCACCAGGCAAAAUUCCAAUCCCGUAGGAAAGCCAAUACAGGUUAAGGAUGCCUCUCAUUUAGCAGUUAAGAGGGAUGCACUUAAACUACCUAUGAAGCCAGCAAGGCUUUUAGAAAAGAGUAAAUCAGAAGGUGAUGGAAUGGGGUCGCCAGGGGUAAGACAAGGCCUGGGGAAGCCUUUCUUGAAAGGGGCUAAAGGAGAUCGUCCAGCACAACCACCUCCUAAACCACCUACAGCAAGCUCCAAACCACCUUUACAAAGAGCAAAUGGUGAAGAUAAGCCGAGUGGGAAGGGUAGACAUGAUUAUGAAGAAGUGCAUAUAAGUCCUCCAGCAGAUAAGGUUAAGGAAACUACAGAGUUAACAAGCAGCAAGAACCUUAGGGGUUCGCCCACGCAGCAGAUGGACUCUUUUGAUGCAAAGGAUAGUGGCAUCGUAAGGAGAAAGACAGAUUCAUCUUCUAGAAAGUUGUCAAGUGGUUCAAUUGGAUCUGACAGCAGAUCCUCUCGCAAGAACUCUGAGGAGUAUGCUUAUGUGCAGCAACCGACGAGCAUAAUUGAUAAGCUCUUAAAGAGCGAAGAAGCAGCAGCAAGUCCAAAGCCAGCAGGGAGCAUGUACGCAGAGGCAUACUCAGAAGUACCCAACUCACCUGCCAAGCCUGGUCAGAGAAUAUCCUCUUCUUCCAGGGAGUAUAGCUAUGUGGAUACCAGUAAGAUCAUACCUCCAGAGAAACCCAAACGUGGGGAGAGUGUGUCUGGUGGUAACGGAGAUGGAGCCUAUGACCUUGUAGGAAUUCCUAGUAAUGACAGUACCUUUGAUUCCUUCAUGGAUUCAGACAGCUUGUACUCACCGACAGGUGAAAGCUUAGAUAUGGAUGAUGACAUUCCAGUGGUACCAGCUAGGACAGCACAGUCAUAUCAAUUAGUAGAUGAGGAGGAAAAAGAAGAAAAGACCUCAGGUUCGGGUAAAAUGAACAAAAUGAAAGCCAGAUUUGCAAACUCAAGAGAUAUCAUUGGGGAAAACAAAGGCAAGAUAGUCAACAAUACCAAAGGACUCUUCAAAAGACUUGGAGGUGCUUUGAAGCCAGAGUUGAGCCAUACUGCUCCAUCCUCUGAAACAGAUACAGCAAAACCAUCAAAUAUCAAUGAUUUAUUAGAGAAAACACUGUUAGAUUACAAACCUGCAUAUAAAGAAGGCCCUGUAAGCUAUAAAGACCAAGAAAUUGGUUUCCCCAAAAGAAUAGGCAACCCAAAGCGCCCAAGAUCGCCACCAAGCAGCUGGGGAAUUACAAGUGCUCAUCAGGUCCGUUUAUGAGCUUCUUCAUCCCAUCGUUUGCUGUUUAAGCAUGGACUAUACUGGAACUUGGCACCCUCUGUACAAAGUCUAUGGGAAUCACUGAAUACACUAGUUAAUGAGUUAAAUUAAAAUGAUGUAAUAAUGGUGAAAUCUAGGAGAAUGUUUCAUGAAGGCUAUCCUCGAUGAUUUUUACUGACGAAUUUGAUUUCAACCAAUCAGAUGCAAGGAUGGGAUGUCACUGGAUAUCAUUGACAUAUUACUUCAAGAUGCACUUCUCAGAGGUUUUUCUGUGAUAUUGUUUUUGAAAAGUCACCUUGGUCAUUUAAGAACUAGUUUUAAAAAUUUCAACAGCAUACUUCAUCUUACAAACUACAAGGCUAUUGACAAAUAAAUACAUAAAUAAAUGAAUGAAUAAAGAAAUAAAAAAGUGAAUUAGGAAAUGAAAAAUAAAUGAAAGGAAAGUUAGAUAAAUGAAUAGAUUAGUAUGAAUAAAUUGAUAAAUGAACAAAUAUAUAAAUAAAUGAAUGAAUAAGUAGAUAAUGAAUAUAUGAAUAAGUUAAUACAUAAAUAACUUAAUAAUUAAUAAAUUCUAAAGUAAUGAUUGUAUCAAAUAUUACAUAGAUAUUUUUUUCAUAGUUUUUAUCUGCAUAGUAUCUGCGUAGCAGUGCACAUUUUAUUAUGAAAUACAGUGGGUUUGGGGGAAAAUAUAGUUUUGGGAUGACAAAAUACAAGUUUAAUUCCCAGAGGUUGGCCUGAAAAUGAUAUUAAGAAAAACACAAAAACUAAUGAUAAGUAGGUACACAAAGAACAGGAGAGACUUAACUUUUGACUCAUUAAAUUACCAAUUCAGAUUAUAUGUAGUUAUUUCAUUUUUCAGUAAUUCAUGAUUUUAUUUAUUCCUUGUCUGAUUUUAUUCUAAUAGUUGCUUUCCUGAUUUUCUUUUUUUUUUAAUGUCACAUUUUUUUUUUCCCAUUAGCUAGGUUGGAAUACCUGUUAAAAAUGAUAGAGAGUUUUUGAAUAUUUUGUGUUUUAGCAAGAUCUAAUUUCAAUGACCAAAAGCCAUUUCCUAUUAAUCAGGUAGACCAAUGUUCAUCUUUCGCUUUUGAAUCUUAAUUUUCACUAUUAAUUAAAACUUGAAAAUGCUGUUUUAUUAUUUUCAGAAAAACACAUACUUUGAUUUAGGGUCCUAUUAAUAUCUGUAAUGUGUUGUCAGCUGAAGUGUUUUUAUAUUGUAACUCUAUACAGGCUAUGUAAACAAAAAUCAUACUUACUAGGGAUAUAAUUUUCAAUUUAAUUUCUUCUUAACAAGUUAUCUUCCAAGCUAUGAAAUCAUGUAAAAACCUUGAAUCAUAUUUUCUUCCUUUUUUUGUAGAAAAUGUUGAUAUUCUUCUAGAAUCAUUUUUUUUUUGUUCUAUAUUUUUUUUGGGGGGUUCAUUUUUAUUAGAAAUAAUAUUCCACUUUUCUCGAGACAUUUUUGCAUACUAUAUACUCUCUUCUUCUUUCGCAUCAGGAUCAGUUUUAAGGGUGGCAAAAGAACAAUAGAAAAUAUACAAAUGUUAAAAAUAUGGCAAAACUAAAUAUGUAUACGUGUAUAUAUCUCCAUCUUGAAUUCAAAGUACAUGUACAAGACACCAUGAACAUUGUCUUUAGAACCACUAUUCAUGUUUGGUAAACUUUUGCCUCCACCUUUCUAACAACUGCAUCAUUACAAAUCAAGUGUCAAAACCAUUAAUCUGAAUGUAAUGGGACCUUUAUUAAUCUCUUGAAUAUUUCUUCAUAUUACAAAAGACAGAACUAAUAAAAGAAAUGAAUAAUUGAUUUUGUCAAAUAACCCGGUUAGAUUACAAGAUAUAGUUGUACAUUUUGUUUCUGAGAAAAAGUAGAUCUUAAAAAUUGAUGAUCACGCUGUAAGUUCCAAUAUGAAUUCCAUGAAAAUGACUUUGUGUAUAUGAACAAAUUUCAGAGCCAAAGUUUUGAUAUUUGACAGAUAUGUAUUAUUUUGUGAAAUUUCUUAUGAACUAAUCUGAUAUAGUAACCAAAAAUGGGAUCAUUAUCUGCUGUCUCCUUGGUUAGAUCCGAUUUGCAGUAGAGUAACUGUAACUUCAAUAAUGUCACAAUUAUCUUCAUAAAUUAUUGAUGAAUGCCUUUAUAUUUUACUCUUUCAGUUAUUCUCAUAUAAAUAUGCUUAUGACUAUGUUAUUUAUGGUGCUGAAUCCAAUAAAAUAUGUUAAAGACAUUUUGAUAUAAGUGCUUUCAAAUUUGUAUAUUAGAAUUAGAGUAAAUUUAUUGUUAUUUUCUGUGAUUUGAUGUUGGGUGAAUUUACCCAUAUAUCACUUCUGUGCUAUCUUUCUUUCCCUGAUUCUACUCCUAUCAUAAUGAUAUGAGUAUAUAUAUGUAUUAGUGACUUGUUUGUUAUAUUAUUCUAAAUAUGUGGUGGCUGUGCCGCUCCAAUGUUUUAUAUUUCACAAUAUAUUUGAAUAACAUUGCUGGUCAAGUCAUUUUUUCGUAUGAAAUUACUAUUUGUAUGUUUGUAUUUAAGUACAUGUAUGUAAAGUUGUAUGUUUUUUUAUAGAAUAUUUGUAAUGAUAUUUUUGUAGAGUUACUUACUAGUAAUUCAUAUACUGAUUCUACUAUAUUCCCUACUCUAAACCAGUGUUUUAUAUUUUGGGUAAGGAAAGUGAUAUGCAUGGAUUGCUAGUGUCUAUGUCACUGGUUUUCCUGAAACUCUUCAGAAAAGAAUUAGAUGGACAGAAAAUAAUAUUGACUUCCUGUUAUGAUUGUUAUAUCUGUCUCAUGCUUCAGAAGAGAAUACAAAAGGGCUCACAGCAAUUUACCUUCAAGCUGUGUGAAAAUAGCCCUUGUAUGGUGUAAAAGAUGCCCCCUGAAUCACUCUCGAUUCAAAAUGCAAAUGGGAAGAGAUUAAAAAGGAAAAGAAAAAAAACAUGUAACAGAAAUGUCUUAUUUAUUCCUCUUGUCUGUAUCUUCUUCAUAGCUAUUAUUGUUGCAGUGACUCUUCACCCUCUACUUCACAUGUGAUGGUAUGUUCAAAAUCUUUCACAUCAAUAAUUUAUAUUUUGCUUUAAUUUGAAGUUUACAUGUUUUUAUCAUUUCUUUUCACAGAUAUUCAUGUUCUUAAAUCAAAAUUACAGUAUAUGCGAUUUUUUUCCCCUGUGUUUGCUAUGAAAUAGCACAAACACUGCUUUUGUGUGUAGAUCAUACAAUUUCCCUUAGACUUUGGGGUCAUUUCAACUCAGUCACUUGGUAGGACUACAUCUCAAUAACAUUUGCUUGAUAUUGAAAAGUAAAGGUGAGUGGGAUAUAAUGUACCUUACAACUCAUAAUAUAAAUAGCAAUUAUUUAUGUGUUCCUAUUUAAACCUGUCUGAAUUUUUCUUAAAAGGUAGAUUGUCUUCUAGUAAUACCCAAAUCAUGCUGCUCAUUUUAUACUUUACAUUAUACCAUGGAGCUAGCUCCAUGAUUAUACCUAGUUUUACUGUUUUCAUCCUAUAAUGUAGCAUUAAUAGAAAUGUUUGAUUUUAUAUGUACUUAAAAGAUGAUAAGGAGUUUGUAUACAUAAUGGGAUAUAUUAUGAAUGGAAAAGUAUACUAUGUGAUAAACACUUUAUAUCUUAGAGGGAUAAAAAGAAAAUGCCAUAUGAUUUGUAUAUUCUUGUGAAUGCGGAAUUGAACAUUGAGCAAUGUAUGUGAAUGAACAAGAUUUCUAUUUGAAAAUGUUCACUUCAUUGUCUAUAAUGCAAUAUAUCAAAUAGAAUUGGGGCAGAUAAUGAUGUUGAGAUAUUCCUUAAAAGAUAUAUCAUGUACAUGCUUUUGUGAAUAAAUAAAGGAUAUAAAAAAGGA